UUUGUCCUUCUAACUUCUCAUGGAUCGCAGAUCACAACCUCCUCUCCAAUCAUCUGGAGUUUUUUACCUAUUAUUUUAUUUGAGGUUACGUUGCCCAUCUGCGUUACUCGUGGACAUCAAGGUUCCCCGCUAUCACUAACACCCGUCCCGCCCCCACCAAUUCCACCAUAAAGAGGUAACUAUCGGCCGGUUUCACCAGCAGCUCAACACUAACUAACUGGCUGACUGACUGACUGCAGUCUCGAACAUCAAUACCUUGCAAGACGUCGGGUGUUGUUUUCUUUUCUUCCACUUCUUUGGGCCAUCAAGAAACACAUCCAUAUCCUCCUCUUGGCUUGUAGAAAGAACCAUCAGUCACAAUGGCGUCUUCAGCCAGCUCGAGCUCUGCGAGAACCAGAGCCCCGAUGCAGCACAUCGACCGCAAGGAGCUCUACACCAGUCUCGAGGCGCGCAUCCGCUAUCUCCAUUCCUUCCUUGAUUUCGGCACCGAUGACGUCGAAGCUCUCUCCUCCGGUGCCAAGUACAUCCAAGCCCUGAUCCCCGCCGUAGUCAACAUCGUCUACAAGAAGCUCCUCCAAUACGACAUCACGGCGCGCGCCUUCCAGACCCGCAGCACCGCCUUCGAGGGUUCCAUGGACGAGGUCCCCGACGAGGAAAGCCCCCAGAUUCUCCACCGCAAGCUGUUCCUGCGCGCAUAUCUUAAGAAGCUAUGCUCGGACCCUACGCAGAUGGAGUUCUGGGAGUACCUCGACAAAGUGGGCAUGAUGCACACUGGGCUCGGCCGCACGCACCCGUUGCACAUCGAGUACAUCCACAUCGGCGUCACCCUGGGCGUCAUCCAGGACAUUCUCAACGAGGCCAUCCUGUCGCACCCACGCCUGCCGAUGCCGCGCAAGAUUGCCUUUGUCAAGGCACUGGGCAAGGUUAUUUGGAUCCAGAACGACUUGUUCACCAGAUGGUAUGUACAUGAUGGUGAAGAGUUCACGGACGGAAUGGACUUUGGCGUCGUAGAGAAGGAAGGGUUCUUGCAUGGCAAGAAGGUGCUGGAUGAGACUGCCGAAGCCUCUUCUUCUUCGGCUCCUGCUGCUGCUACUGGCGGCUCAGCGUGUCCUUUUUCGUCCGUUGUCGAAAGCAAAGACUGGGCGGCGGCGGCGGCAUCUGCAUCUGACAGUACAUGUCCGUUCUCUGGAGCCAGCAAGGCGAUGGAGGGUCUCAGCAUCAAGGAUAAGAAGCCAGUGUCUGCGGCCAAGAACAACGAUGACGCUAGGUCAGAUACAACGGAGAAGGCGUCUCGUCAAGAGACAGCCAUCUGACAGUGUUCUUUGAAGAGGGCGAGCGUGAUUAUACUACGAAGAUCAUGACUGGGGCUGCAUUUCAUCUUUCCUUCUUGUUUUCUUUCUCGGUAUUGUAGUUUCUGGCACGACAAGCGGGUGUAUUACUAGGUUUAUCAUUGUUGCGGUAACAGGGACUUGGCUUCUGGCGUGCAUAGGAGAUGAUGGAGGGUUGGUGUUGGGUUCCACUUCUUGUUCUACACAGGUCAGAAUUCUCUUUUGUUGAUCCAUGGAUGACAGGAAUGAGGAGUGCUUUUCUACCCGGAAAACUUGCUAUAUCUCGCGGUUGCAGAUGUAAUGACGAUUCGAGCGGCGUAUGCUACUGGUAGGUCAACAUGUAGUACGAAAGAGUACCACUUAACCACGUUGGUGAAAGCAGUGCCUACAUGCGAGGCAAUCAUGGCGCGGAAUGAGAGCUAAGAAACAUUGGCGACCUUCCAACUGAUAUACAUCAAUGCCUACCUACUUUACCAAGUUAAUACUAGAUGUCCUUUAUUGUCGUUACCUAUCCCUAGACAAAAAAGAUGAUCAGGAAACAAUACUUCCUCAUUUCUUACUACAAUAGCUGUCCUAUGACAUUUCCCAGCAUCAACCCCGAG
This is a messenger RNA of Neurospora crassa OR74A, 1930 nucleotides long. RefSeq lists its product as hypothetical. The record is from RefSeq and is a predicted model, not a curated record. Gene Ontology annotation, molecular function: oxygen binding; heme binding. Lineage: Eukaryota; Fungi; Ascomycota; Sordariomycetes; Sordariales; Sordariaceae. The transcript has 2 exons. The coding region runs from base 360 to 1313 and encodes 317 amino acids.